Molecule: messenger RNA, 5305 nt
Organism: Podarcis lilfordi (Lilford's wall lizard)
Lineage: Eukaryota; Metazoa; Chordata; Lepidosauria; Squamata; Lacertidae
Source: the annotation of a GenBank genome assembly
ACAGGAAUGCGGUCACAGUCUGGCUCCGGGUUGGGUGUUUGCUCCGCUGCGCUGCACCCCUGCUUCUCCCCAGGAUAAAACCCAGGCAGACGCAUAUAUACAUAUAUACAUAUAGGAAUGGACCCCGGUAAGUGCCUGAGGCAAGUUUGUGGGUGACCCCCCCCCCGGCCAAAAAGAAAAAAGAAAUCUGAUGGUAAUCCGGUUGUUGCUGGAGUAUUUUUGCAGGCGACUCUUGAGGCAGCAGGGCCGGCCAAGGGUUGCAGGUUUCACAUCAAGGGCAAACACAGAACCCCGCAUCUUAAAACCUCUACCGGGAGACUUAAAAUGCACGUCAUUUGACAACUUUCCUUGCCCAGCCUUUGCUGGCCUUUUGAUGCCCCAGGAACGCCUUCUGUGACCACGCUGUUGAGAUGUUUUUACUUUAAUUUUGAGUUUAUCUUUGCCUAAUCUCAAAACCCAUGCUUGCAAUUAAUUUGGACUAAGGAUCCUUCCAUGGCUGUGCCAUUGGUGAUGUGUACCUGGGUUGGAAUCCUUGCUUCACCUAUAGAUGUGUUAGGAUAACAAAUACCCAACCUUGUUAUUCAUCACAUUAGAAAAAGUAUGCUGAUCCCAGUAGUGAUUUUCAGGGGACAAGGCAGUUUGGAGGAUGUUUCUCUGACAGCACAGCCUUAGAUGUGUCUGCUCAGAAGUAAGUCCAACUUGGUUCAUUGGGGCUUGUUCCCAGGUGGGUAUAGGAUUGUUGCCUAAAAUCAGAAAAUAGGUAAGGAUGCUAUUGGACUAAUCAAAAGCGGGCAAGCUUUCUGAGUAACACAAAGCUCCUCAUCAGGCAGAACAAAAAGUGGCACAGUGAGCAUCUGAACUAAAUGUGUCGGCAGGUAAGAAGUUUCCAAAAUGGGGGUUGUAAGUAAACUGUGUUUAAGAUUCCCUUUUUCAUCCAAAAGGGCACAUUGGGGAGAGUCUGUUUGGGGUCCUUAAGUGGCGAGAUAUCACACGCAUUCAGUUGCACCAGCCUUUCGUUUAAGUACUUAAGUGGACUGUCAGGAAAAUGACCUUGUAGUCAAGAAGGGCUGCACUUGCAGCUGGUUAUCUGAGGAUGCUUGCUGGAGACAGGCCUUUUGAGUGCCUCAAGAGCAGACGACACUUCAUUGGGAAUUCACACUAGAGCAUCAGCACGGGGCACUUGUCAGGCUUCUCAUUAGGAACUAGAGAGUCCACUUUCAAAGCACUUGAAAAAAAUAUUAUCUGGGUCUCUUAAAAAUGAACAGCAAAUCACAAUAUGCAUCACACUAGUGAUGCUGACUGUACAUCUGGAAAGUGUAGUUAGGUCAAAGUAUAACCCUCUGCUUCAGCUCAGUAUCCUCCUGCCCCAUCCCUCCCCCCCCCCUUUCUCAACUGGCCCUCUUCUUGUUUCCCUACCGUUGACUCCCUUAACUCAGUUCAGGGGUUGCAGUGAGACAGUGACUUCAAAUCACCGCAAAAAGCGUGCAGAAAGCUCUGUGAGGUGCUUUGAAAGCUUGAGCUCCCUGCCCAUCAGCUGGUAGGUGGGAAGUUCAUGUCUGGCUUCUGCAGGGAUGGGAUGUGCGCAUGAGUUCCCUGCGAGGAGCUCAUGCGCACAGCCGGAUCGAGCAGGCUUGCAUUGGCUGCCCAUCAGCUGGUAGGCGGGCAGUUCAAGCCUGGGCUUUCCAGGGAUUGGCAGACUUUUUAAUGGGAAGGCCUGGCGGGCCAAAUUUGGCCUGCAAACCGGAGGUUUCCCACCCCACUUGUGGUGGAUGAUGAUUUGCUGUGGUGGGGGGAAGGCAAGAUGGGAGAUUUACUGUAAUAGUGUAUCUAGAAACCGAGGUGCAAGGAGUAAAAAAAAAGUUUCUGUGCAAGAGUUUUUUGUACAGGUCAAAUCUGAUUACAGUGGUACCUCGGGUUACAUAUGCUUCAGGUUACAUACACUUCAGGUUACAGACUCCGCUAACCCAGAAAUAGUACCUCAGGUUAAGAACUUUGCUUCAGGAUGAGAACAGAAAUCGUGUGGCGGCGGUGCAGUGGCAGCAGCAGGAGGCCCCAUUAGCUAAAGUGGUGCUUCAGGUUAAGAACAGUUUCAGGUUAAGAACGGACCUCCGGAACGAAUUAAGUUCUUAACCCGAGGUACCACUGUAUUUCCUAGUGGCCAUAGAGUUGGGCACCUCAGCACAAUCUCGACCUCUCAAGUCCUUCUUGAAAGUUCAUGAUCUUUUCCGGUAUGUAACACCCUUUCCUGCUCUUCAGCUACACUCCCCGUAGCUUGUGGCCACAUUGUGGAGAGGGAAUGACUGAUGGCAAUCUUUCUUCCAGCUGGCGAAGAUUGGAUCAAGAGAGAAAAUGAGGAGGAACCUCCCGGGCAAGCGGAUGCUGAACAAUUGCAUGAGACGUUAUCGGAAGGGAGCGAGGACUUUCCAGACUCUGAGCAGCCUGAAGCCCAUAAGAGGGGCCUGGAAGCCCGCCGGGACGCGUUUGCGGGAGACCUUUGUUUUGACUACGAGAACAGCCCCCCGAGGAUGCGCGCCAACGACCGGCCGUUCAAAUGCGACGUGUGCGAGAAAAGCUUCCGCCACAGCUCCAGCCUGCUGACCCACCGGAGGCUCCACACGGGGGAGAAGCCGUACAAAUGCACCGACUGCGGGAAGAGCUUCAACACCAGCUCGGCGCUCAUCGUGCACCGCCGGACGCACACCGGGGAGAAGUCCUACGUCUGCUCGGACUGCGGCAGGUGCUUCAGCGAAGGCUCGGUGCUCAUCAAGCACUGGCGCAUCCACACAGGGGAGAAGCCCUACAAGUGCGCCAUCUGCGGCAGGGGCUUCCGGCAGAGCUCGCAGCUGCGCGCCCACGAGAGGACGCACACGGGCGAGAAGCCCUACGCGUGCCGGGACUGCGGCAAGUGCUUCAGCACCAGCUCCAACCUCUCGGCCCACCAGAGGACGCACACGGGCGAGAAGCCCUACAUCUGCGCCGAGUGCGACCGGCGCUUCGGCCACAAGUCCCACCUCAUCUCCCACCAGAAGACGCACACGGAGAAGCUGCACGCUUGCCCCGACUGCCCUGCCAGCUUCCGCAUGACCCACCAGCUGCUGGUCCACCGCAAGUCCCACCAGGAAGACCGGCGCUACAAGUGCCUCCUCUGCGGGAAGACCUUCAGCUACAGCUCGGCUCUGCUGGCGCACCAGCGCAUGCACACGGGAGACAGGCCCUUCAAGUGCCUUGAGUGCGGCAGGAGCUUCAUCCGCAACUCGGACUUGAACAAGCACCAGAGGAUCCACACGGGCGAGAAGCCCUACGAGUGCCCAGAGUGCGGGAAGAGGUUCAACCAGAGCUCACACCUGGUCAGCCACCGGAGGGUCCACUUCAAAAGCGCCGCCAAAAACCCGGGCGCGAAUGUCGGCGCUGCGGCCGAGCAGGAGGUCGAGCCUUCCUGAAGGCCGCAAGGAAGUGCUUCUGUAAGUUAUGGAGGCCGCCGUCUGGCUUUCUUCUGAAAGAGGUUUGCACGGAGGGACUCUCAAGCAACUCUGUGUGCUGGAAAAACCAAAGUUUCUGCACCGAGGCAGCUGGGAUCCUUCACCGAGGAAAGCAGAGUUCUGUGGCAUUGGGUACCUUAUGGCUGACGUGAUUAAGAGCGGUGGACUUGUAAUCUGGUGAACCGGGUUCGAUUCCCCGCUCCUCCACAUGCAGCUGCUGGGUGACCUUGGGCCAGUCACACUUCUCUGAAGUCUCUCAGCCCCACUCACCUCACAGAGUGUUUGUUGUGGGGAGAGGAAGGGAAAGGAGAAUGUGAGCCGCUUUGAGACUCCUUAGGGUAGGAAUAAAGCGGGAUAUCAAAUCCAAACUCUUCUAGUAUAACUUGUUCUAUUUUGCAGGUCAUAGAAAAGGGCAGGGAGAGAUGCAGGACGCAGAGGCUUAUGCCCUCUGGCCCUUGGAAAUCUUGCUCAGCCUUUCUGCCUUCUGGAAACGUGUGGGCAGUGUCUGUCUUUGCUGUCUUAAGGACUAGAAACUUGGGCAUGCGGGUUUUUAAAAAAAUGGAAUGUGGCUGAAAUCGGUGCUCUGGCCUGUCCUUGUGCGAGUGCAGAAUAUACUCUAGAGGUGGGGAAUCCUAUUUUUCUUUUAGCCCAAGGGUUAUGCUCCCUCCUGUGCAGUCUGUCAGGAACCCCAUGCUAGUGGUGGGUGGAGCCAGAGGAAAGAGUGGGCGGAGCCACAGGUGUGCCCUCUGGCAUUGGUGCAGUAGGCUACCUUGCAGGAAUGCAAAAGUCAGAGGUUUUUACAUACAUGCAGCCCAUGCCCAUCUCCUCCUCCAGCUAGGCAGACGAGAGGCAUUUUCACAGUUCAGGGACCCACUGAACCCUCGACACUCAAGGAGUACAUGGGGCAGGAUUGAUGUGGAGGUUCCCACUCAAUUCAAGAGAACUGCAGUAGAACAGUGGGACUGGAACUAAACUUAAAUUAGCCAUGCUUUAGUCCCAUUGAAGUCCAUGGGGCAGGUUAGCCGUGGCAUCACUUAGUUUGGAUGCCAACUCAGCCUUUGAAAUUUCUUGGUGGUGUGGGAGAAAAGGGAAGGUUGACCUUCAGACCCCAGGAGGUACACAGAAACCAAAAGAGCUGUUUUUACACUGCAAUGAGCUCCUUUCCUCUGUGGUUCCUCUGUUUGAUGUUGGCAGUGCUAGGCAGUUGCUUAUGAGACGGGACAUGCUCCAACCAGCAUCUAAUUGCCACCUUCUGUUGUCUUGUAUUUGAAGAGAGGAGUACAGUAAGUCUAACAAGGAAGAGGAACUGUACUUUUAAACAAAAGAAAUGAAUGGCUAUGUUUUGUUACUCGGUCAUGAAAUAAAACCAAUGGAUGACUAGAUGACCCCUGGGUCCUUUCCAACUCUGGUUCUAUGACUUGGAAAGUAGGAAACAAAUAAUCACUCACCCGCCCCAAGAGACCAUGGCCAUCGCUUAAUAAUUCCUGUAGAAUGUGUGUGUGUGUGUGUGUCUCUUUAUCUAUAUCUAUAUCUAUAUAUACAGCCAUGGGAUGUGGGUGGUACUGUGGGUUAAACCACAGAGCCUAGGGCUUGCCGAUCAGAAGGUCGGCAGUUGGAAUCCCCGCGACGGGGUGAGCUCCCGUUGCUCGGUCCCUGCUCCUGCCAACCUAGCAGUUCGAAAGCACGUCAAAAUGCAAGUAGAUAAAUAGGUACCGCUCCAGCGUGCAAGGUUUUUAAAAAAUCUUCUCUGGCACAGUUAAUAAAGUAAGCCAAACUUUUUGUUCUUGUACUACUCUGCUUAAUAAAUUUUUUAAAAUAGUUUAAAA